This is a messenger RNA of Anolis carolinensis (green anole), 4755 nucleotides long. RefSeq names its product exportin 5 (gene xpo5). Gene Ontology annotation, cellular component: cytoplasm; RNA nuclear export complex; nucleus. Lineage: Eukaryota; Metazoa; Chordata; Lepidosauria; Squamata; Anolidae. The transcript is spliced from 33 exons. The record is from RefSeq and is a predicted model, not a curated record. Bases 163 to 3768 code for a protein of 1201 amino acids. Gene Ontology annotation, molecular function: small GTPase binding; nuclear export signal receptor activity; RNA binding. Gene Ontology annotation, biological process: protein export from nucleus; RNA export from nucleus.
GUUUGACUGCUGGCGCCUGCGCAGUGCUCCCCUUGGGCUGCUGUCUCCGGCGCGGUGUGAUUCUCGGGUUCUCUCCCCUGUGCGUGGUUGCCCGGGGCAACGGGGCCCAGUUUCCCCUCUUCCUCCUCGCCUCCCCCGAGUAGAGUCCCGCUCCCCGGCGCCAUGUCUUGGGACCCCGUGAACACGCUCUGCGAGCAGCUGGUGAAGGCCGUGACGGUGAUGAUGGACCCGGCCUCCACGCAGCGGUACCGCCUGGAGGCCCUCAAGUUCUGUGAAGAGUUUAAAGAAAAAAGCCCAGUGUGUGUUCCAUGUGGAUUAAAGCUGGCAGAGAAAACCCAGACUGCUAUUGUCAGGCAUUUUGGUCUUCAGAUCUUGGAGCAUGUAGUAAAGUUCCGCUGGAACACCAUGGCUCGGCUUGAGAAAGUGUAUCUGAAGAACAACGUGAUGGGGCUCAUAUUUAAUGGUACACAGAAUAUUUUAGAAGAAGAAAGUCACAUUAAGGAUGUUCUUUCUCGCAUUGUGGUGGAAAUGAUCAAGCGUGAAUGGCCCCAACAUUGGCCUGACAUGUUAAAGGAGCUAGACACACUUUCUAAACAAGGGGAGACCCAGACAGAAUUGGUGAUGUUCAUACUUCUACGCUUGGCAGAAGAUGUAGUAACAUUCCAGACUCUGCCAGCUCAGCGACGGCGGGAUAUCCAGCAAACUCUCACCCAGAACAUGGACAAGAUCUUUAGUUUCCUGCUCAACACCCUUCAGCAGAAUGUUAACAAAUACAGGCGUUUGAAAAUGGAAGCAUCUCAAGAAUUGAAAGCACAAGCAAAUUGUCGAGUGGGGAUAGCAGCACUCAACACUCUGGCUGGCUACAUUGAUUGGGUGGCCAUGAGCCACAUCACAGCAGAUAACUGCAAGCUCCUAGAGAUGCUGUGUCUGCUUUUGAACGAGCCAGAACUCCAGAUUGGAGCAGCCGAAUGUCUCUUGAUCGUAGUCAGCAGGAAAGGGAAAUUGGAGGAUCGCAAGCCUUUGAUGGUGUUAUUUGGGGAUGUUGCAAUGCACUACGUUCUCUCUAGUGCCCAGUCAGCUGAUGGGGGAGGUCUAGUAGAAAAGCACUAUGUUUUCUUGAAGAGACUCUGCCAGGUCUUGUGUUCUUUAGGUAGCCAGCUAUGUGCACUGGUGGGCUCUGAUUCAGAAGUGAAAACACCUGUCAACUUAGAAAAAUACCUUGAGUCAUUUCUAGCAUUCACAACCCAUCCUAGUCAGUUCUUACGCUCUUCUACCCAAAUUACGUGGGGAGCACUUUUUCGACAUGAAAUCCUGUCACGUGAUCCUCGGCUGUUGGCUAUUAUCCCAAAUUAUCUGCGGGCAUCUAUGACGAAUUUAGUGAAGGUGGGGUUUCCUUCCAAGACAGACAGCCCUAGUUGCGAAUAUUCUCGGUUUGAUUUUGACAGUGAUGAAGACUUCAAUUGCUUCUUCAACUCUUUCCGUGCGCAACAGGGAGAGGUAAUCAGAAUGGCAUGUCGACUGGACCCUAAGACUGGUUUCCAAAUGGCCGCGGAGUGGUUGAAAUAUCAGUUCUCAAUUCCGAUUGAGACUGGACCUAUGAACUCUAAAACCAAUGAAAGCCACUGCUCCAUCUUUUCUCCUUCCUUCGUUCAGUGGGAUGCUAUGACCUUUUUCUUGGAGAGCAUUAUUAGCCCAAUGUUCCGGACCCUGGAAAAGGAAGAGAUCCCAGUGGCAGAUGGCAUAGAACUGCUGCAGCUUGUCCUUCACUAUGAAACAAAGGAUCCUCUCAUUCUGUCCUGUGUUCUUUCUAACGUCUCGGCACUUUUUCAGUUUGUCACAUACAGACCCGAAUUCCUUCCAGAAGUGCUUUCCAAACUUUUUGCCUCUGUUACUUUUGAAGUUGUAGAAGAAAGUAAGGCCCCUAGAACCCGUGCAGUGAAGAAUGUGAGACGACAUGCCUGCUCCUCCAUCAUCAAAAUGUGUCGGGAUUAUCCUCAACUUGUGCUGCCAAACUUUGACAUGCUGUACAACCACGUGAAGCAGCUGCUAUCUAAUGAACUUCUCCUGACUCAAAUGGAGAAAUGUGCUCUCAUGGAAGCCCUGGUCCUUAUUAGCAACCAGUUCAAGGAUUAUGAGCGGCAGAAGGUCUUCUUGGAAGAACUCAUGUCUCCUGUUGUUAAUCUGUGGCUUUCAGAAGAAAUGAAAAGAGUCUUGGCGAAUACUGAAGAUUUCAUCCACUAUGUUGGUGCUGAUAACAUGAUUGCAGAUCCAACCACAGACGACUCCUGUGGCCUGAAUCGUUCUAGAAUAAAUUUAUGUGUGUAUACCAUUCUGGGAGUUGUAAAACGAGCUCGCUGGCCUGCUUCCUUGGAAGAGGCCAAAUCUGGAGGAUUUGUGGCUGGUUACAUGUCUAAUGGAAAUCCAAUCUACCGUAACCCUUGCUCUGUGCAGAUCCUGAAACUUUUUGACAACUUGCUUGCUCUUAUAAGGACCCACAACAACCUGUAUAACCCGGAGGUGGUGGCUAAAUUGGGGGAGAACUUUGCAAAAGCCUUAGACAUGCUAGACGUGGAAAAGAAUACCAUUUUAGGCCUUCCUCAGCCUCUGCUAGAACUUUAUGACUCUCCUGUUUACAAAACGGUGCUGGAAAGAAUGCAGGGGUUUUUCUGCAUGCUCUAUGAAAACUGUUUCCAUAUUCUGGGAAGUGCUGGUUCAUCAAUGCAACAAGAUUUUUACAGUGUUGACGGUCUAGCAACGGAACUACUCAACUCUGCCUUUAUCAAUCUUGACAAUAUCCCUGACUACAGACUCCGUCCUCUGCUUCGUGUAUUUGUGAAACCCUUGGUCAUCUCCUGUUCAUCUGAACAUUAUGAGUCUCUCAUCUGCCCUAUCCUUGGACCACUCUUCACCUACUUGCAAAUGAGGCUGUCCCAAAAAUGGCAGGUUAUCAACCAGAGGAGUUUGCUGUGCGAUGAGGACACAGCAGAUGACAACCCAGAGUCCCAAGAAAUGCUGGAGGAGCAGUUAGUUAGGCUGCUCACUCGAGAAGUCAUGGAUCUAAUUGCUGUCUGCUGCGUCUCGAAGAAAGGUGCAGAACAGACUAGUAGUACUGUUGCUGCAGAAGGAGAUGAUGAAGAAAUGAUGUCCACAGAAGUCGCUCCACCAUCCAGCUCUGAAUUGACUGAAUUGGGCAAGUGUUUGAUGAAGCAAGAGAAUGUUUGCACUGCUCUGCUUAUUACAACCUUCACAUCCCUUUCCUGGAAGGAUACCCUGUCCUGCCAAAGAACAACCACACAUCUCUGCUGGCCACUCCUGAAACAGGUAUUCACAGGAAACACAAUGAUCCCUGAUGCAGUAAUCUGGUUUUUUAAAAGUGUGUUAAAAGGCUUGGAAGUGCAUGGACAACACGAUGGUUGUAUGGCAGCUCUUGUCCACUUGGCUUUCCAGAUCUAUGAGGCCUUGCGUCCACGCUAUGUUGAGCUAAGGACAGUGUUGGAACAAGUUCCAGAAAUCCAGAAAGAGUCCCUGGAGCAGUUUGAUUCCAAGCUCCUCAACUUAACAUUGCAGAAAGUGGCCGAUAAGCGCCGAAAGGACCAUUUCAAACGCCUGAUCGCAGGCUGCAUAGAGAAGCCGCUAGGAGAACAAUUUAGGAAGGAAGUUCACAUCAGAAACCUGCCAUCACUUUUCCAGAAGCUCCACUCACAACCCAAUUCUACAGUUGGUUUUCCAUUGGAUGCAGCCAGCCAUUCAGUCUCAUCACCAGACUAAUUAUCUUAAAAAUAAGGCUUCCAAUGUGCAGUUGCUUCUUCCUCCCUCAGUGAAGGGAGCAUGCUGUUCCAUCCCCUUUGCCUGUCACUACUUUACACUGUGGUAGUCUCAGUAUGACACUAUGAGAGGACCCCUCCCUUUUCCCCUUUUGGAAGGUGCAGCAUCACCGGACUGAACAUUGCAACUCCCUAUUCUCCACUGACUUUGUCAUAUAUUCCAUCAAACCAAGGUGAAACACUUUGGUUCAACUAUACCUCAGGAAGUCUAAAGUGAAAUAAUGUGCCCUCCUUUCUCCCUAUGAAUAUUAUCAAAACUGGCCUCAGGUGCCUCUUGCCUGAAUGUUCUAGAUGGCAACAGCCCAGGACUAGUCUGUGCUAGUAAUUAGUGUGCUAGUUAAUUACUGUGAAGUAAUUAAGCUGAAAUGCUACAUUUGAAAGGGGAGCUGUGACCGUAGGGUCUGGUGAAGGAGGAAACAUCUGUAAAGCAGGCUUGACAGUAGUUUGUUUGUAUAUGUAGCUUAGGAUUUUUAAGCCUGUUAGAUUUGGAAAGAUAGAAUAUGAAGAAAUCAGUUUUUCAGUACUAAUUAGAACAUCACUACAAUCCUUAUACUAGCCUAACUAAAGUCACUGAAGAGAGGUGUAAUUUAAAUGAUUUUAAAGUCUGAUGCUAUGAACAGGAAAGUUUGGAGAAUGUAGGCCUUAACAUGUUCAGGACCUUGGUAGUAGCUUACCUCCACUCAGACUUUUAUGCUGUUUCCCUCUAACUCUUCAUCUCAGUGUAACAUAUAUUAAAACACACCUCCCACAGCAAUAGGGUUGGAGUCUAGUCUAACAGUAUUUAUUGUGUCUUGGUUAUAUUUUUCUGUGCCCAUGAUAGAAGCAUUUGAGGUAAUUUGAGGGUAUUUGUAGGGACAUUGUACCUGAAGAUGUCUGCCAAUCAAUUGUGACACACACCUCUGAAUGUCAGUAAAAAUCUUACUGGUUUAUA